AUGCUCGAUCGCCAGACUGGUGAUUUCCCGCAUUUUCAGUACAGUCCUCUCCUUUCAAUGCCCAUAGACCCAGUCGGUCGAUCAAUGCAAACCUUGAAGCCUUUUACCAUAAAAAACCCGAAAACCACGUUCGAGACCAAAUGCGAUCGACAGCAUUGUGGUGCUCGUCGCCUUCGGAAGCGGGCUGGCUUAGCACCUAGUGCGAAGGACUCAGCAGAACUCUGGUUAGUUAGAUCAAUCGAAUCACCAGUGCUGAGGAUCGGCCUCUGGGCAUCAUCCUCCCCAGCAGGAUUCGGGGCUGUGCGGAUGAGUGAGCAUAUCGCCAAGACUGACUCUAGGACCAUGAUGAGACGGUUCUUCCAACAUCAAAAUGACACUAGCCAGGAAGCCGGUCUGGCCCCGAUGAAUAUCAGGUUUCUGGCAUUGCCCCCAGCUGCGUAUAAUCCGACCGUACACUCACGGAGAAAUCCGAAGCCGAUAAGAUGUCCCAGCGAUGUUGUCAGUUUAGGCGACUGGACGAAAAAUUCUGCGCAUGCAAGCAGCAGCCAGGAACUGAAUUUUUUCUUCCGCAGUGCACAUGUGGCAUUGGGUUUUCAGCCUGCAGGUACGACGUACCACCGUCUGAUUCAUGUCUGCGACCAAGUGAAGCAGUCGACUGCUUCUGCCUACGUAAUGGCGGCGUUACCAGCGUUGCCGGAAUUAACUCGCAUGAACUACAGAGUCAUUCAACUUCGCUUCGGCGGCAAUAUUAUUAAGGAUUGUGGUGAAAUUUGGAAGAACCUCUCCCAUCGUAGUAAGGGUUGUGAUGAUCCUGGUUUGCCUGGCAAUGUGCGGCAUGUCAGCACGAUGCACACGUUGAGGGAUCCAUAUGCGACCGUGGCUCAUAGGUGGGAUGGUGGCCCAGACAGUUUUGCAACAAGCUUUCUGUGUGAAAGAAUCGAAGAAUCGCGAAGCAUUCCUGAGGCCGGGCUGGAGCCUGGACCUGGAACCACAAAAACUCAAUCGGAAUAUUGUCUGGUAGGGGCCAAGGGCAGAAGGAUGGUCUGGCACUCAUUCUGUGACCCGGAUUGUGUCAGCGUUUCUUGGGCUGAUAACGGCCAGACUGGCCGCCCAGUUAGAAACCCUCGACAGAGUGUAGUCCGACAUCCCGACGGGGCCAGUGGCAAUGCAGCCGAACCGGGGUCGGCAGGACAAGGCAUGACGCCGAUCUGGCGACUCGCUGAAGGGUACGUGGGCCACCUGUACGGUAAAGUCCGCCAGGGAUCACCACCAUCAGCAUACACAGCUAUUAUACCCUCCACAUCCAGCGCGGUUGCCCAUUAUCGAAUGACAGAGGGUGUACUGACGAGGCCCGCCUCCACCUCACCCAAUCAUGCUAUCCUGAUAUGA
Aspergillus welwitschiae is the source of this 1389-nucleotide messenger RNA. RefSeq lists its product as uncharacterized. The transcript has 11 exons. The record is from RefSeq and is a predicted model, not a curated record. Bases 1 to 1389 code for a protein of 462 amino acids. Lineage: Eukaryota; Fungi; Ascomycota; Eurotiomycetes; Eurotiales; Aspergillaceae.